Messenger RNA from Mycena citricolor, 3859 nucleotides. NCBI's taxonomy places the organism in Eukaryota, Fungi, Basidiomycota, Agaricomycetes, Agaricales, Mycenaceae. The record is from the annotation of a GenBank genome assembly.
AUGAACGGAUUCGGCGGGGUGCGCCGCUUCCUGGCAUCUGCCACGGGAGGGACUGGAGGGACUGCGUCUCCUCCUACCUCUGAGGCGCCGCUCAAGCCAGGUGCUCCAACAUGGCCUCCGCCACUGCCGUCCUCGGGCUCCAACCCUCCCUCACCAAUCACCUCGCCACUCCUUCUCAGGAAGGAAAAGCUGGAGGAGGCAGAGACCCCACGAUCUCCCGUACGGUCCAGGUCCCAGUCCAAGCGUCCCCCACUCAGCGGAUCGCCCAAACCAUCAUCUCCGUCGUCACUCUCCCGCAUGUCCUCGCCGAACACGAGGCCUGUGAGAUCUCGCACCGCGUCACAACCACCGGCUAACAGGCGCGACGAGCUUCUAAUCAGUCUUCUCGCAAGUGAAGCUGUUGUAGAUAGUCGGGAUUUCGAGAUCUUGAGCUCAGAGGAAGUUGAGGAGCUAAAGAAGGUAUGCUCGCAUUCCGCAGAACCUGCAUCGUCUAAAGGACUGCAGGAACAAUUGUCUCUCAUGACCCGUCAAGGCGCUUUGACCAAGAAAGUGACGCUUGAGACGAAGAUCCGUGACGCAGCUCUCUCACUCAGUAAAGUCAAUGCGUCUCACAAGACGGUGUCGAAACAAUCAGAAGAGCAGCUGGAGGCAUCGAACAAACGCGUCGCUGCUGUUCAGCUAGAGCUCCAGCGUAUCACGGAACGUACAAAUGAAGUCAACCGCCGUCUGCUCGAACACCGUGCUGGCGUGCUCAGUUACUCUGUGCGCUCCAUGGAACGCAAGAACGACUCCACGCAUAACGACUCUGGAUACACGACGCCUCAUCACAGCCCGAGCGGAUCGACCGUCACUCGUUUCGACGGCGCACACUUCUUCGCCGGACACGAGAGCAGCGUGAUUCCCAAUAGCAACAUUAGCAAGAUAGUUCCUGCGGCAGCCGUCAUGGAGCUCGAGGAGAAGCUCACCCGUGCUACUGAGGCACUUGCCGCUUCUAGUGCGAAACAGGCUGAGCUCGUUCGUGACCUUGCUGCCGCCCGUGCAGAAAAGGAAGCUGCCGAGGAAGUUGCUCGUGCCGAAGCAGACCGAGCUACGGAGGCCAAUCGGGCUCGGGAAGCUGCGCUCGCAGAAACAGAUAUUGCUGGCGCCGAGGAACUGCUACGCGCUCAGGAAACCAUCGCCGCCCUGGAAGCGGCCCGCCCGGAUGUUGAUGCAUUGAUCAAAGCAGAGAGGGCAAGAGCGGAUCAAGAGCGGGCAGAGUUGGUUCGAGGGUUCGACGAGGAGAGGGAGUCACUGACACAAGAGAGGAAUGCUGUCGAAGAAGAACGGCUGGAAGACCUCGCCCGUCUGCAGGAAGAAUCGGAUCGAAUUCGAGCCGAGGAUACCGCUGCUUUGAAACUUCUGCAAACAGAGCUGGACGACAGUACGGCUGCACUUCAGGCGCUGAUCGCGACACAUAGCAUUCCACUUUAUGCACGAAACCCUUCGAUUACGGCAUUGGUGACUACGAUUGGAACACAUGUGCAGGGUCUAGCCGCCAAUGCUGACAGUCAUGCGUCUGCGCAAGCAGAAUGGGACACUGUUCGGCGCAAGCUCGAGGAAGAUGUACGCGCUGGUUGGGACAAGCGAGAAGCCUUGUCACGAGACAUUGAAGAGGCCAGGAGAGAGCGAGAAGAGGCACGGAACGAGUUGAGGGCAAUGGAAUUGCGUGUCAAGACUGAUGUACCGUCACUAUCGCCCCCGGCCCAAGUGGAGACUGCGGACAACAAAGAAAUCAUAGCUUUGCUGCAGCCCAUUUGGGCUAUCCUUCCAUCUCCUGAGGCACGGGCAGCUAAAUUUUCCCAACAACGUGCUUUCCGGGCUGGCUCCGGGCCAACGUCGCCGACGAAUAGUUCUCCGAACAGCCCAAAUCCUCCGGGAUCCCUUUCGGAGCUGGACGUACGGGCUCUGAAAUCAUUGUAUGAUCCGCGAGCACCGCCGAGUCCAAACCCUUCCGUAGGAGGCACAUUCACUUUUGUAGCAUUCGCCGCGCGAGUGCAGGCUCUCAUUGCGGACGACCGAUCUUUGAUCGAGAGACUCAUCCGAUUCGCGCAGGCACAUGAUCUGUUGAAGAAGAACGCAGAGCGCGCCCAGAAACUUGCGCAAGAGGGCAAUCUUGCCUUGGAGACGUACCAGAAACAGGUCCGCACACUCGAAGAGCGCAAUAUGGAUUUGACUACUAAAGUUUCCGCCUUGCAAAGUGAAGUCACCGAGUUGGAGAACAACGUCGAGCGGGUCUUGAGCGAGAAGCGGGAUGUGGAAGCGAGUGCAGCUGAUCAGGCAGCCACUUGCAUCCAAUUGACGGAAGCCAACAAUGCGCUUAGCGCUAAGACCCUUGCUCUCGCUGAGGAGGCUGCAGCUGCACCAGAAGCCGUCCGUCGGCAACUCGAGGGGCAGUUGACCGAGGUGCGAGCUGCCCUGGAAGCAGCUCGAACGGAGGUCGAUGCUGUGAGGAAUGCGGGGUCCGGCCAGCAGAUGGCUCUUAUGGAAGAGCUCAACAAUCUGCAGAUGGAGAACGACAAACUCCGUGACCAGGUACGGUCGAUCAAGAAGUAGCCGUGAUUAGUCGCGAAUGCCAGUGUUUAUCUGUGCAUUGCUAUCCUAGCACUUUAAUAUCAUACUUCGUCUGGAAUGUGAGCAUUCGGAUGAGUACUAGCAGUCUUUUUCUUUCCAACGGAUCAAACAGACACGGCAAGGAGCGGGGAUAUUCUAUUAGACUGAAGGUCGUGUAUUACAAGAAUAAAUGAUGGCAUGGCAUCUAAUUUUGGGCCUGUGCCUCAGCCAGGCAGCGAGAACACUCGCAGGGGAACUUCCAUCCCCGGGCAAUCUCUUUCCUCCGCCGCAGACGGCAGUCGCUGGCGCUUUCGUCCGCCUUCUGAGUGACAUCGACAUACGCAACGCUGAGCACAUCGCCCUUCUUGAGGUCUUUGGCUGCGACUAAGUGCAGCUCGGACGUUCCGUUCGGGAACGUGGCUCGCGCGUUGGGCUCACAGGAGUGCGGCAAGUACGUCGAUAUCGAGUAGAGUGCUGUGCCAGUCUGACGCUCUGUGCCAGCUGCCGUGCGCGUGAUCUCGGUGUUUUCGGGCCGAUGCGUCGACGCCGGCUGCGCAGACGUCAGGAAGACACAAAUGGGGAUUAUGAACAGAAACCCACUCGAUCUUCUCUUCCCUCGCCGAAAGUGACCCCGAAGGCGUUGAACGCGAGCUUCCCGCACAGGGACUUGUGUCCGUCCUGAGGGAGAAAUGCCUCCAGCCCCGGAAGUGUGUUGCGCAUGAGAUUGACCAACAAGCCGAACUCCUCCUCGGACGGCUCCCCCUUGCCGGUGGUCCAGCGCUCGACGUAGUCUUCGAUGGCGUACUUCUGCGCGCCGUCCGCUUGGGCAUAGUCGUCCUCCGCGUGCGGUUGCCCGGCAGCAGUCAGCUGCCGCGCGAUGAACUUGGCGACAAGUGAGGAAACAGCUUUCUGGUCUUUGUUCAGGUACGCGGCGAACUUAGACUGCGCUUCGCGGCGCGCCUCGAGCCCCUCUGGUGUGGGGGCAAGCUGUGCGAACUCGGGAACUCCAGGGAUCGGUGGGUCGACGGUGAAGAGGAAUGAAUGCCACUGGGACUUGGCCGCAUUUUGACACUUUGUAGAGCAGAAGAGAGCUUUGUCACCAGCGGCAGAUGUCAAUGAAACCGGGUCACUGAGCUCUUUGAAGCAUUGGAAGCAGUGCGUCCCAGCAGCUUGCAGAUCGAAAUCCAAUGACGUCAACAUCGGAUGUUCCUGCACCCUUGAGGCCAACAUAAUCGCGACGUGAACCAUGUAGCUCACCGUGUAGAUUAUC